AGAAUAAGCCGAGACUCCUCUUCAAACAGCCCGCAUCUCUGAAAAGUCCAAACAAGCCCAUUCCUACCAUAAAACCUCAGUUCUACAAAACCACUCCAUUACCCCAGCUGCCGAAGCCGCCGCCACCACACCAUCACCUCCUGCAGCCUCCUCAACCGGCGUCCCUGCAUCCCCAGCUGACGCCACAACACGUCAGUCACCAGUGACUCGGUUCGAGGAUGACUUCAGGGCUCUAAUUCGAUUUGAGAGGCUGCAUUUAGAAAUCUGAUUCUUCAAUCAUGUUUAUGACAAGAUUUAUUGGGAGGACACUCCUUGCUGCUGCUAAAUCUGAAACUCAUGCUGCCUCUGCCGCUGCUGCUACAGCUACAUCUGGACAUAACCCACUUGAGGAAUUCUUUGAGGCUGAUAGGAGCCAGGAUGAGGACAAACCAAUUGUUUAUGGGCGAAGUUGGAAAGCUUCUGAACUGCGUCUGAAGUCUUGGGAUGAUCUUCAAAAGUUAUGGUAUGUCCUGUUAAAGGAGAAAAACAUGCUGAUGACUCAACGGCAGAUGCUUCAUGCCCAGAACUUUCGAUUUCCCAAUCCAGAGCGCUUACCCAAGGUGAGGAAGUCAAUGUGCCGUAUCAAACAUGUACUCACGGAGAGAGCCAUAGAAGAGCCAGAUUCCAGGAGGUCUGCUGAGAUGAAGAGGAUGAUAAAUGCUUUGUGAUAAUAUCCAACUCGUUAUUCUGUUCCCCGGGGCACUGGAUGAAGUCUAUUUGAGGGACGCGACAUUGCUAUAUUUUUCCUGGUGUUAGGCUUACAUCCCUUCUGUUAAUUGGCCUAUUUGUCUUAUCAGCACAUGGAAAUCUUUGUUUCUAUGAGAAAGUACAGCAGGAGGCAAGGACACCAAACACGUAAUUAGGACUGCUAAUUAUGGUGUUUUUUUGUGGAACAUUUGUAAGCGUCUCCAGUAUUCAUAAAUUACUUCGUGUUUAAGAAAGGAUGCCGAACGUUGCUCUGUU
Populus nigra (black poplar) is the source of this 1002-nucleotide messenger RNA. RefSeq lists its product as uncharacterized. The coding region runs from base 279 to 707 and encodes 142 amino acids. Gene Ontology annotation, molecular function: structural constituent of ribosome. NCBI's taxonomy places the organism in Eukaryota, Viridiplantae, Streptophyta, Magnoliopsida, Malpighiales, Salicaceae. The record is from RefSeq and is a predicted model, not a curated record. Gene Ontology annotation, biological process: mitochondrial translation. The transcript is spliced from 4 exons. Gene Ontology annotation, cellular component: mitochondrial ribosome; mitochondrial large ribosomal subunit.